CUUAUAGACAGGUGACGAUAUCAGACCAGCUGACUGAGACUAAUCUGGCUAUAGCAAUCCGAAUUUUCUCAUAAGUUAACGCUUUCUUUCUCAUUAUUCUUGGUUGCUUGGGCAUAAAUAAUUCUGUGGCACAUUGAGAUGAGGUGUCAACGUGGAUAUUAGUCCUUGGUUUCGAAUUUUUUUUAUUCACUGAGAAAUGCGUACAAUGACGUCUGAACACAUUGGAGUUGUUGAUGCUCUCCCGUACUUCGACAAAGGAUACGAUGAUCCUGGGAUUAGAGAAGCUGCAGCUCUUCUCGUCGAAGAGGAGAUGAAACGAUAUAGACCAACGAAAAAUUAUCUGGAACAUCUCCCUUCUUUAUCUGGUCCUAUUCAAAUGAAGUUUGAGACUGAGGUGAUGAAAGCUGAAUUUGACAGGCUCUCAAAUCGUUUGCCUAUGGAAAUGCUAAGUAUGAAACGUUACGAGCUACCCCCACCCCCGGCUGGAAAAAUGACUGAUGUGAAAGCAUGGCAAGACGCAAUGGAAAACGCUGAAGCACAGUUAGAACACCAAGCAACAAGAAUUGAGAAUUUAGAACUAAUGGCAGAUUAUGGAUGUAAUGCUUGGAAGCAGUACAAUAAUGUUUUGGAAAGCUCUCUGCAAAUUUACGAGAAGGAGCUCUUAGAAAUAAGGCGAAAAAUCCAGGAAAUAAACUGGCGCCGUAAACAAGAGCAAACAGCUGCUGGAAGACAUCUCAAGGAAUUAGAAGAAUCGUGGGUCGGUUUGGUUGGCAAAAACUAUGAAAUCGAGCAAGCCAUAUCAGAACUAGAGCAGGAACUAGGUGUAUUUUCAGAACCAAUGGAUAGUGAAGAUCAGUGAAGUUGUAUAUAUGUGCAUAUUAAUAUACUUUGUUUUCUAAAUGUAAAAAGUAGUCAUUCUGGCAUUUCACUUAAUCGUAAUCACAAUCUAGUUAUCCUCUUACUGAUGAGACGACCGAAUUAAAAAAACACACGAUAGGAUCACACAAAGUGAUCAAAAUGAUGCUUCGCUCAUAGAAUCAAUCUUUAAAUCACAAACGCGUAUAUUUUAGAAUACAGUAGCACUAGCCAAGUAAUUGAACUAAUGUAAGGGGAUUCAAAUUGUUCCUUUUUCAUGAAAUACCUAACCAAAGUAGUGUGCUUUCCAUUUAACAAACGGUCAAUCGAUGAUGGAG
Molecule: messenger RNA, 1193 nt
Organism: Schistosoma guineensis
Lineage: Eukaryota; Metazoa; Platyhelminthes; Trematoda; Strigeidida; Schistosomatidae
Source: the annotation of a GenBank genome assembly